AUGACCCAACAGCACAUUACGAAUGCGAGAUACUCGGCUCUCAAAGUCAUCGGCGGAAAGCGUGUCCCUCGUUCGAAUCAUCUAGAUACCACUCGUCCAAAGAAGAAACCAAGACCGGAUGAGCAGGUGUCAGAGCUACCGAAGAUUGUUGGUAUUGAUGCAAGCACUGUUUGGCCGGAUACAAUAGGGAAGACACAUGAAGAUGCGAAAGCACACGGCAAGAUAAUCAAGAAUGAUAUUCAGGCCUAG
Glarea lozoyensis ATCC 20868 is the source of this 249-nucleotide messenger RNA. RefSeq lists its product as uncharacterized. The coding region runs from base 1 to 249 and encodes 82 amino acids. The record is from RefSeq and is a predicted model, not a curated record. Lineage: Eukaryota; Fungi; Ascomycota; Leotiomycetes; Helotiales; Helotiaceae. The transcript has a single exon.